Uloborus diversus is the source of this 3486-nucleotide messenger RNA. RefSeq names its product ubiquitin-associated domain-containing protein 2-like. The record is from RefSeq and is a predicted model, not a curated record. NCBI's taxonomy places the organism in Eukaryota, Metazoa, Arthropoda, Arachnida, Araneae, Uloboridae. Gene Ontology annotation, molecular function: protein binding; serine-type endopeptidase activity. The coding region runs from base 149 to 1309 and encodes 386 amino acids. Gene Ontology annotation, cellular component: membrane. The transcript has 10 exons.
UUUAUUUUCAUUUCCAAUAUGGUGUUCUGUCCUCUUGAAACUUUUAUGGGAAGUGUUUCUAAAUAAUCGUUUCUGUUAUCUAAGCCUUUUUUAGCAUGUAAUAUCAAACCAUAGAACUUUAAAUUGAUGCAUCAAUUGUAUAUAUAAUAUGGCUGCAAUUCUUUCACAGUACAGUUCGACUGGUUUCUAUAAAGCACCCGUUUCCAAGGGAAUUCUUGGAUGCAUGUUUCUUACAUCUUGUGCCCUGAAUGUGCCUCUACUUGCUCACAUCAAGCAAUAUAUUGUAUACAGUAUACCUAGCAUAUUCGAAAAGUUUGAAAUUUGGCGAGUUUUAACUUCUAAAUUGACAUUUCUUGAAACAAAAGAUUUAGUUUGUGGAUGUUUAUUAAUAUACUACUUCCGUGUUUUUGAAAGAAGAUAUGGUUCUCACAAAUUUUCUUCUUAUUUAUUAGCAGCCUGUACUGUUGCCACUGUUCUUGAAUUGAUCACAGUAUUUUUCCUUAGAAGACUUGAAAUUCAAAUCACUUUUCUCCCAACUGGGCCGUAUGGCCUGAUUUUUCCACUAUUCGUUAAUUAUUUUAUGGACAUUCCAAGGGUAGCCCAGACGUAUAUUCUAGGUGUUCCGGUCACUGGAAAAACAUUAACGUACUUAUUAGGACUUCAGGUCAUGAGUACUAAUAAAGCAUCAAUGGUGUCUGGAAUUUGUUCCCUGACAGCAGGGAUAAUAUGCAGAUGGAACGUAUUUCAUGUUUUAGACAUAAUAAAAGUUCCAAAGGUUUUAGCUCGAAUGGCCAGCAUGUGUUUUGGAUGGAUAUUGGAUUCUUCUCCUCCCUCGGAGGGUUCCGUCCCAAUCGGUGCAACCAUAGAAAUACAAAGGCAACAGCAAAUUGAAAUAAUGGAGCAACAGCUCUUACUCUCCAGAGCAAGAGAAAAUAGGGACAGAGGCAAUUCUAAUCGCUUUUUCAAUCGACAACAAAUGGCACAAGGAUAUGCUGAAAGACUUGUUCCACCUCAUAAUGAUGGAGGUUUAUUUGGCAGUUUCCAGAACCAAAAUCUUUGGAACAAUGCCUUUAAUCCAACAACUUUGUUGAGGAGAACAAGACAGGCAGAUUCUGACAAUGCAACAGAGUCAAGUGAAAUGGCUAAUGGUGUAAGUCAGAACCAUUCUGCUCCUUCUAGUCCAUUGCAAGAGGAUCAGGUGAAAACUCUUGUCGAAAUGGGAUUUGAUCGUCAAAGUGUGAUUCGUGCCCUCCAGACAUGUAACAAUGACAUUAAUUUAGCAACUGUGAUUCUUCUAAAUGAAAGCUGAAAUAUUGAUCAAUAUAUUGUAAAUAUUCUGUGAUUUUAAGUUAUAGGUUCAUUAAAAACUUUUUUAAAGUGCUAUUAUUUUAAAAAGUGUUUGUUUUGGUGGAAAUAAAAUACAUUUAAGGUUAUUAUUUUCUAAAGAAAUUCUUAUUGAUCUUGUGCAAUUGAAAAUUUAUUUAUACUUUUGAAGCAUUUAAAGAAAGUGGAAGUAUUUUUAAAUGCAUCUGCAUUUCUAUGUGACCUUAUGCAGUACAAAUCUUCAUGUACAUAUGAUUAUUGAAAUGUGUUAAUGUAAAAGUUUUUUAUUAAAAUGUAGUGCAUACUUAACCUUUUGCCUGCAGUUUAUUAAUGCCAUAACUAGGAAAGAUGCUUAAGGGGAAUUAAAUGAAUAAAUAAAUAAAAAUUCCCCUUCUAUAUUAGCCUCAGCUUUUUAUUUUUUUAAGAUAAAAGGAAGAAAUUUUCUUAACAUAAAAAUGUAUCUUCUGUAAUCUGAAUUUAUAGCAACAAGUGGAAAAUAUAAUUUACCUAAUGGUAACUAACACUUCUGACUUGUAAUCUGCUAUAGUUUUAAUGAAAUUAUUACCAUCAACUAAAUCUGUUUGUAUACAUGAAUUUCCGUUUUUUACGUGUAUGUAUAGUCCACAUCACAAUGGUUGGCAUUCGUCUUUAGACGAAUCGACUUCAAAAAUGAGUUAAAACUACAGACGCCCUGUUUAUCAAAAUCAAGCAUUGGUGAAAAUUUUCUUUAGAAAAUUUGUUUCCAAUUUAUCAAGUGGUGAACAUAUAAAUAAUUGAUUUAUGUAGUUUUCCUAAUGCUGACAAAAAUGAGGCAGACUUUAAAAAAAAAAUUUCAAUCACAAAAGUAAUUGCUACUUAUUUCAUAUUUUUCAUGUAUAGUUAAGCGUAUUUAGGUAUCUAAACAAUCUUUUCUUAAUUAGAUACAAGUUGAAUUAUUUUUAGAUUUCUUAAUUAUAUUAUUUGAAAUAAAUAAUUUAAUUUGAAGGAAUUAAUCAUUAAAUGCAUUGUAAUUUUUUCGUUAUCUACAAAGUUUUAUUAUAUUCUACUUUAUGUGCAAAAGUAGAUUUUACUUCUAAGAAGAAAAGGCCUUAUUGGUGUAAACUUGAUUGAUGUUAAAAAUCUUUAUUGCAUUAUCUGAGCCUUAUGUCAGAAUUCGUAUGUGUGUUUUUCCCAUUACAAUUGAGUUCAGUUUUCUACUUUUUUUUCUGGGGUGGGGGUGGGGGGUGUGACCAAGUAUGUGACAAAUGUAGUACAGUGAUUCUAAAGAAGAAUAUUUGUGUGUUUAAACUUAUUCUGUUAAAACUUCUAUAUGAAUGUAGAAGUUGAUAAACAUUUAAUGAUCUUGAGGGAUUUUUUUUUUUUAAUGAUCUUAAAAGGAAAAGAAAAGAUAUCUUGUAAAUUAGUUCAACUUGGAAACAUUUCCCCCCCCCCCAACCCUGCUUUAACCAUCAACUCCAUCAGUUUCAGUUUUGAAUAUUAGGUUAAUAUAAUUCUGAAACAUUAAAAACAGUUAUAGCUGCCAUCGACAAAUCGAAUAAAUUUGAGCCCAAAAGCUCUAACAUUGAUGUGUUAUCAAAUUUAUUAGUUAAAAAAUAUAUAAAAAAUAGAGAAGUGCAUCAUGGUUUGAAUGAAUAGAGAUGGGAGACACUUUUUUUUAAGGCAAGACAUUGUUGUGGGUCAUUGAACACAUUAAUUACAAUCAUAGCUUUUUCUCUGCCAAAAUCAACUAAAAGAGUAAAAAUCAUGUUGAUACUAAUUAAAUUUACAAAUAUCAUUUUUGUGUGACAAGAAGAUAAAAAGGGUUUUGCCUACCUUCAUAACCUAAUUGUUAUUGUUAAACAAUGCAAAUUCUGUUUAGUAGCAUCUAUUCCUAGUUAAGGCAAAAUGAGAAAUAUCAUUUUUAUUGCAAUAUUUUUUACAAAUAAAUAUUUUCCUGUAUUAAAAUCAAUUUUAGUAGAAGAGAGGUGAGUGAUAUAGCUGUACAUGUUCUUAAUUGAAUUUUAUCAGGAUGAAUUUCGCAUUUUGCAUAGUGAAAGUUAUUCCGUGCUCAAAAGCUGUAUCAUCAUACUUUCCUAUAAUAAUAUUAUUGUCUUCAGAAAAAAAAAAAGUUUCUUCCUGUAUGAAAUUGUUCAUUUACGUAUAUUAAAGUUGAAUUUUUAAGUA